AUGCCUCAAUUACUGCGUUCAAAUUCGACUGUUUCCAAGGAAGAGGUUGGGAACACUGGCAGUAUUGUCUCUGACUUGGCCCUCGUUGGGCCCGAAGGUCGCGUUGGAUUCAGAGGUCUUUUUGGAAAUAAAUUUAUACUUGGUAUAUCGUUGUUCUCGACUCUUGGAGGAUUCGUAAGUUUUUUUCUAACUGUGCAUCAGGGAGUCCUCAGCGGGGUGCUCACCACUGAAUCUUUUGGAGCGACGUUCCCAGAUAUCUACGUGAAUCAAAAGCUGAAGGGAUGGUUUGUCUCCACAUUUGUGCUAGGCAAGUCAACAUGGCAUGUCGCGAGCGUCUGCCACGGCCCUGUCUGUGACAAAAUUGGACGAAAGAUUUGUAUAAUAUGCAAUGCUGUGAUCUUUCUUCUUGGUGGUUCACUCCAAGCAGGUGCCAUUUCUAUUCUUUACCUGUUCGCCGGUCGCGCUGUUGCUGGCCUGGCAAUCGGUUCCCUGACGCAUGUCGUCCCAAUGUAUCUCGCUGAGAUCUCCAGUGCCAACAUUCGUGGAACUUUAGUUUCUCUGCAACAACUUGCUAUCACAUUUGGGGUGAGUGAAACAACUAACUGGAUUGCGUAUGGCACGUCGCAUAUCAGGGGAACCCAAUGUGCCCCGAAAAUACCGUACACUGAGGUGCUUCCAAAUGGCAUGCUUGCGUCCAAUCCCCACACCGAUGUCCCUCCUGGCGGUUGCGCUGGUCAAACACAAGCGUCAUGGAGAGUUCCGCUUGCGUUCCAAAUAUUACCUGCCUUGUGUCUUGCCAUUGGCAUGCUCUUCAUGCCAUACUCACCUCGUUGGCUCGUUGAGCAAGGCCGCGAAGUGGAGGCUCUGGAGACCCUAUCGCGUCUUCGACGAAAGCCCACUGAAGACUGUUCGGUUCGCACUGAAUUCCUGGAGAUCAUGGCUGAAGCUCGUUUUGCGAGAGAGACCAUGAAAGCGGCAUAUCCUAAUGCGGGGCCAGUCAGACGGAUAAUCAAUAAAUACACGGUAUUAAUGUCUAGCUGGCCAAAGUCCAAGCGUAUAUUUGUCGGAUGCCUUAUCAUGACGUUCCAACAAAAUAUGGUGGGUUUUCAACGUCCACUCUCAUCCACAGUUUUCGGCCAACUGGGCCUUGACCCUAAUACUACCUCUCUGAUUGCCACUGGAGUUUAUGGAAUUGUCAAUAUGCUCGCUACUUUACCUGCUAUUGCUCUUGUCGAUAGUGUAGGCAGGCGACCUGUGUUAAUCUCUGGUGCCGCCGGAUGUCUAAUUUGUCUGGCAAUUGUGAGUAUUAUCAUAACCGUGUACGGCAAGGAUUGGCCAGCACAUGCAGCAGCGGCUCGUAUUGCCAUUGUCUUCGUGUUUCUUUACGACGUCAUCUUCUCUUACUCAUGGGCUCCGAUGGGAUGGGUUGUUACCAGUGAGAUAUUCCCGUUGCACCUCCGGUCCACCGGUACGUCCAUCACCACAUCGACCAUGUGGUUAUCGAACAUUGCGAUUGGACUCUUUGCGCAGACGACGAUGGGUCCAAGUGUGAGUGGAAUAGUGUACUAUGUAUAUGCCGUGUUUUGUCUUGCCGCGUUACUCUCAGCUAUAUUCAUUAUCCCAGAAACCAAGGGUCGGACCUUAGAAGAAAUGGACCCUGUGUUUCGUGAUAAUGCUACUGACAGUCAGCGAGAACACAAGGAGGGUAUUCGUCGGGAACUUGGUCUGCCCGACCGGGCGCUUUUGAGUGCAGCGUAA
Messenger RNA from Suillus subaureus, 1758 nucleotides. RefSeq names its product general substrate transporter. The record is from RefSeq and is a predicted model, not a curated record. The transcript is spliced from 17 exons. Lineage: Eukaryota; Fungi; Basidiomycota; Agaricomycetes; Boletales; Suillaceae. Gene Ontology annotation, molecular function: carbohydrate:proton symporter activity. Gene Ontology annotation, biological process: transmembrane transport; carbohydrate transport. Gene Ontology annotation, cellular component: membrane. Bases 1 to 1758 code for a protein of 585 amino acids.